GCUAGUUAUCAAUAGUCAUCAGGAUAUUAGAGAAUUAUUUUUGUUAUAAUCGACAUGCCCACGUUCAUAUUGCGUAAGGUUCAUAGGCAUAUUUUUAGAAACGAAAUGGUUACAAAUACAGUAGUUGCGUACAAAAUUGUCGUAAAUAAUUUUAAUAGCCAUCAAUCAAUUAAAGUGAAAUCUACAUAUAGCACCUUGAUUGCUUUUGUUUUCAAUAUAAAAGUCAAGUACUUGUGUCGAUAUGUAUCAGUUUACUACUGACAAAAGUACAAUUAAUACACUACAAAAUGUACUCUCAGGUAUUGUGCGUAUUAGCAAUCGUAGCGAUGGCAUCAGCUCAUCACGCUUACUCAUCACAACACCUGCACAAGUAUGAUGGUCAUCACCAGCUCGUGCACAUACACGACCACCAUGGCCAUCACCAUCACGUUGAUUACUAUACGCAUCCUAAAUACGAGUACAAAUACCAAGUGAAGGACGGUCACACCGGUGAUCAUAAGGAACAUCAUGAGCACCGUGAUGGUGACGUCGUCAAAGGUCAUUACUCCUUCAAGCAGCCCGAUGGAAAAUUCAGACAUGUCCACUAUAUAGCUGAUAAAAAAACUGGGUUCCACGCAGAUGUGAAACACAGCACCCACCAUCUCCAUCACCACUAUUGAUUUGAAAUUAAUAUUACAUUUAUAUUUUGUUUUGUUUUUAUUAUGUUUUUGUUUUGUAAAUAAAUGAUUACCAAAAUAAUUAGUUUUACUUUAUUUUUAAAUAUGUCUAAUCUCACCAAA
Molecule: messenger RNA, 779 nt
Organism: Spodoptera frugiperda (fall armyworm)
Lineage: Eukaryota; Metazoa; Arthropoda; Insecta; Lepidoptera; Noctuidae
Product: cuticle protein 19-like
Exons: 4
Coding region: 288-659 (123 amino acids)
Cellular component (GO): extracellular matrix
Source: RefSeq, a predicted model, not a curated record